This is a messenger RNA of Magallana angulata, 1363 nucleotides long. RefSeq lists its product as uncharacterized. NCBI's taxonomy places the organism in Eukaryota, Metazoa, Mollusca, Bivalvia, Ostreida, Ostreidae. The transcript has 3 exons. The record is from RefSeq and is a predicted model, not a curated record. Bases 844 to 1293 code for a protein of 149 amino acids.
UUCAACUCGCUUUGUUAAAAAAGUUCUCUUUUUUAUUGGAUGAAUUCAAAAUAAGUUUUAUGCCUACGCAAAAUACGCUUUUUGAUGCUGCAUAUAAAAGAAAGCAUAUGUAGUCUUUUACCAUAUCUAACUCCACCGAGCAGGAAGAAAAGUAGACAUAUACACUGAACAAACUAAACGAGGUUUAACAAAAUAAUUGUAUAAAGAAACAUUGAAGGAACAAACGAUGGCUACUCCUACGAAAAAAAAUUCAAUUACGGAUGUCUUAAUUUUCCGUCCAAGGUAAAACGUUAACUAAUGAUUUCUUGUGUUAAUUUAUUAAUAAAUAAAACUGAUUGAAUCUAGAUUUUUUAACUGCAUACAAAAACAAUUAUACAUUAAGUUAUCAUUAAAGAUAAUUCUUUAAUGAACUUAUCAUUUUAACUAUUUAAAUAAAAGUUAAAAUUUGUGCUUAUAAUUAUUUCCAAUUCAUGUCUAUUUUUUGCAUUUUUUUGGUUGCAUUUAUAAAUCUGCACCCCAGUUCAAAUUUAUUCUAAGCCCAAUUUUGCCUAAAGAAAAGCACAGGUAUGGGGAAGAAAUUGCCGAUGUUACUAUUAAGGAUAUGUGACAAGACAAAAACAAAUCCACUGCGCAACUUGAGCUGCCGAAAAUAGGUCGUGGAAGUCGCGCUACAUAAAUCAAAAGAUUUUAUCAAUAAACAUACCAAUUGACUAAAAUGUGUAAUAAUGAAAUUCAAUUUUUAAUAAAUGGGAAAUAUUAACACAAUGAAUCUCAUAAAUAUCGAAUAUUUUCAUAAACGACAUAGCCGUUCCGAAUUACGAUAAUGUUUUGACAGAGCAGACGAUGACGAAAUAUCGCAAACAUGGCUUUAAGUCGGCAGGAAAUGCAACCAGAUACUCUAAAGGAACAGCUGCACAAUAUCUGCGUUGGACCAGACCGAAUAGACCCCCUGAUCACGAUUAUUUCUGCAGUGAUCACGGUCCAGAUUUAUCACAUGUAGAAAGAGAAGAAGAAGUUGCGGAGUUAACUAAUCUUCAUACCUAUAAGGAAUGCAAAGAAUGGAGACUAGGGAAACGAAAAGUUGAGCUAGAUGUGCUAGCAAAAGGACUGAGUGCCUGUGGGAAGUGUGGCUUGCCCCUCAAUUUAGACCACACUAAGGAAAUCCAGACUUAUGGUCUUGGGUCACUUUUAAAAGUACAGUGUUUCAAUACAAAUUGCGUGAACAUCAACCAUAUUCCAACUGGAAAGAAACAUGACCGAAUAUGGGAUGUGAACACAAAUGUGUGUAUGUAAAAAUAUAUGUAUACAUGCAUGUAUAUACAAUUUUCAUAUUGUCAAAACAUUAUAUUCAUUCACUUAGGUA